AUGGAGAAGUUCCGCACGAUCGCGAACCAAUUCGGUCUCUCACGCUUGUACAAGGGUCGCCCGAGCACGGUUCCUGAUGCCGAGCUCGAUGUCACGUCUUGCCUGCCUGCUGACAAACCCUCUCGACAUGCCAAAACACGUCGCACCAUCAGCGAGAUCAUCGCUCCUCUCCCGAACCUGAGUGCAUGGCGGCAGUACCACCACUUCUGGAGCUACCCGAUGCAGACCCGUGCAUCGCGUGCCGCGAUGCAAGAGAUUCAACGCCAACCAGACUUCUCUUCAGCUGAUGCUGCAGCAGCCAAUUACGACAAGGUCGAUGCAAUCCUCACAGCCAAGCAACCGUGGACCGAUGCCGCGGAAGGCUGGAGACAGGCGAGCAUCACGAUCGGGAUUCCGUCAGGUCAUCGCUCCACGGAGGCAUCACGGCGCAGCGAGUACACGGCGCGCCAGCGUAUUCGUCGCCACGAACCAGUCGAGGAGGUUCCGGCGGAGCACUCAGUGGCGGGCGAUCACUUCACUAUCCCCGCAUUCUUUUAUCAGCCGCUGGUCCCACUCAUCGACAAGGUCUUCGGCCAGUACAGCAUCUCCCGGAACUUCCACUAUCACCCCUUCAAUCUCACGUACCUACCCCCUGAUGCUCCCACAGGGUCAUUGCCCGAGAACGUCCACGGCGAGCUCUAUACAUCGAAAGCAUGGCUCAACGCAGAGUUUGAGCUUCAGAACUCUCCGCGCGUCGAAGGCUGCGAUCUGCCACGUGCAAUCGUUGCCAUGAUGUUUUAUUCGGAUUCAACAAACCUAGCACAGUUCGGAAACGCAAAAGCUUGGCCAAUCUACAUCUUCUUCGGCAACCAGUCCAAGUACGACCGUGCCCGACCUGCUACGGCUGCUGGAUAUCAUAUUGCAUAUCUUCCUUCACUCCCCGAUAGUAUCAAGGACUACAUCCGAAAAUUACAUGACGGCAAAUCUGCCAAAGGCCCGCUCUUGACGCACUUACGCCGUGAGCUGUUUCACGCCACCUGGGCGAUCCUUAUACAGGAUCCCGAGUUCUUAAAUGCGUACAAAACCGGGAUUGUGGUUGAUUGCACCGACGGUAUCAAACGGCGUCUGUACCCACGUGUCUUCACAUAUUCAGCAGAUUACCCUGAGAAGGUGCUGGUCGCGACGAUUCGUGACAAGGGCUUAUGCCCAUGCCCCCGAUGCCUUGUCAAGAUGGACGAAAUCCCGGAGCUAGGGACUCCUGCCGAUCGUGUUCGCAGGGAGGAAACUGCACGCCGUGAUGAUGCUACCCGACAAAGGAAGGUCGAUGAGGCCAUUUCUCUUAUCUACGACAAGGGGUACGUCGUGAACAGCGACCGAGUGGAGAAGGAAUUGAAGGGCGAGUCGCUUAUACCAACACAGAAUGCAUUCUCCGACAUCGUGGAGAACUUCUUUGUCCUUCUAGUUGUCGAUCUCCUGCAUGAGUUCGAACUCGGCGUCUGGAAAGCAGUGUUCACGCACCUCAUCCGCAUUCUGGAGUCUCAGCCUGGAAACCUGGUUGAUAAGCUGGACGAGAAUUUCCGACGUGUCCCUGGGUUCGGUACCUUCACGAUCCGAAAAUUUGCGGCGAAUGUGUCCGAGAUGAAGAAGCUCGCCGCCCGUGACUUCGAAGACAUCCUUCAGUGCGCUAUACCGUGUUUCGAAGGACUUCUGCCAGAGCCGCACGACAGCAAUGUCCGCAUAUUGCUCUUCACACUCGCAUACUGGCAUGGUCUCGCAAAACUCCGCAUGCACACUGACUCUUCGUUGGCUUUACUCGACACAGCUACGACUGCACUUGGUGAGGCUCUGCGACAAUUCGAAGCGGUAACUUGCCCUGCCUUUACUACCCAGGAGUCAUCGGCUGAGUACAGCAAACGAAUGCGCAAUCAUGCCCGGCUCGUAACCAGAGGUCUCGCCCCAGCCCAAUCUGCUCCGUCUGGUCGGCGGCCGCGCACUUUCAAUAUGAAGACGCCGAAGACGCACUUCCUUGGCGAUUAUGUCGCAAACAUCCGUGCAACCGGAACAACAGACUCUGGGUCAACACAGGCGGGCGAGUUCAAGCACCGUGAUAUCAAGAGGCGCUAUGCUCGUACCAACAAGAAGGAUGCGGAUGAACAGCUCGUAGCGCAGGACGUCAUUACCUCCAAACUGAACCACAUGGCUGAUGAGCUCCACGACAUCGGUGUCGAUGUUCCGAGUACACGCUCAACAGUCCAGCUUAUCGAUGACGAGGCCACAGACCCGUCUGCUGUGCAAGAGCAUCAUCGUAUUGCCGUCGAGCAACGUAACACAGUCUAUCUUAGUCAACUCAUCGCUGACCACCCCGACGACCCUGCUCUGCACUCGUUUGUGCAUGACCUCAGGACGCAUCUCCAUUCUCGGCUUCUGGCAACAGAUCCCUCGUGGCCUGCAGAUGCUGCCCUAAUCCUGGAUCGUAACUGUCUCUUCGCCCAUGCUACAGCACGUGUCAACUUCACUACCUAUGACUUACGUCGAGCACAGGACAUCAUUCAUGUCGGGACCGAUAAGUGCUUUGUCAUGGUGCACACACCUGGGAGCGCUGACGGCUCACUCUAUCCGUGGACAUAUGCGCAGGUCCUUGGCAUAUACCAUGCUAACGUCCUUCGCCCAGGCUCAACUAGCAAGCUGCGGAUGGAGCUCCUCUGGGUCCGGUGGCUCGAACACGACCAAACUUGGUCAAGCUCGGCAAACGACUUUAGGCUUCCCCGGGUCUCUUUCUUGCCGUCCACGUCCCCUGAUGCAUUUGGCUUCAUAGAUCCUGCUGAUGUUCUUCGUGCGUCGCAUCUGAUUCCUGGUUUUCACUAUGGCCGAACGUUCUCGCUGCUUGGCCCCUCUCUCGCUCGCAAUGUGGCAGGAGACUGGCGUUAUUAUUAUGUCAACAGGUUUGUUGACCGAGACAUAGUCAUGCGCUACGUGGGCCUAGGAGUUGGCCACCUGACAUGUCGUGCUCAAACGGUGGACAAGCUCGAUGUCGAAAUUGUGUUCUCUGCAUGCACUGCCGACUCGGAACCGCCAUCGUCUCCCCAAGUCGGCAGUGCCGAGUCCGAGUCAGCAACUGAUAGCAGCAUGGUUGCAUGCCCUCUGGAUGAAGAAGACGAAACGAGCCAAGACGAGUAUAGCUCCGAUGAAGAUCGACUACUCGCCGACCUGCAAGGCGAUGAAUCGGAUGCUAGCGCCUUCGAAGACGACCUCUAG
Fomitopsis serialis is the source of this 3234-nucleotide messenger RNA. RefSeq lists its product as uncharacterized. Bases 1 to 3234 code for a protein of 1077 amino acids. The transcript has 7 exons. Lineage: Eukaryota; Fungi; Basidiomycota; Agaricomycetes; Polyporales; Fomitopsidaceae. The record is from RefSeq and is a predicted model, not a curated record.